Homalodisca vitripennis (glassy-winged sharpshooter) is the source of this 3141-nucleotide messenger RNA. It is a transcript of the gene yata, whose product is annotated as N-terminal kinase-like protein. Lineage: Eukaryota; Metazoa; Arthropoda; Insecta; Hemiptera; Cicadellidae. The transcript has 16 exons. The record is from RefSeq and is a predicted model, not a curated record. Gene Ontology annotation, molecular function: ATP binding; protein kinase activity. The coding region runs from base 231 to 2534 and encodes 767 amino acids. Gene Ontology annotation, biological process: protein phosphorylation.
UUUUGUGAUUGGGUCCGGUAUUGUCACUGACGUUUGAUUAUUAUUUAUUUGUUGGUUGUAAUAGCCUACAUUGGCAGAAACAAAUAUCAUUAUAAUUAUUGUGAUAUAUCGUCAAUUAUUGAUAUUUUCGUUGUCCCUAUUAGGCUACCAGAAUGAAGUAUUUAGUAUAGUGAAGCAUUAAUUUUGAAAUAGUGAAAUACACAAAAUAAUACAACAUUGUGUUAUGAAUAAUGUGGUCAUUUUUUUCAAGAGAUGUGUCGAAGGACUUCCAAUACGAAAUUCUUGAUAAGAGUGCUUGUUUAAGUGAUGAUGUUAUUUGGACAUUACAUAAAGCCAAGAAAAAGGGCACAGGGGAAGAAGUAUCAGUUUUUGUGUUUGAUAUAAAAAGUAGUAAUGAAGUACAGUUGGAGUUGGCGAGGUCAGCAGUGAAAAGACUGAAAACACUUCGCCAUCCGAGUAUACUCACCUAUCUGGACAGUGUUGAGUCAGAUAAAGUGCUAUACUUGGCUACAGAAUAUGUAGAGCCUCUGUAUGAGCAUCUCUCUACUCAUGAGGAUCAGCAGAGAGAGCUCUACCUGGGUUGGGGAAUCUUCCAGAUCACGAGGGCUCUGAGUUUUCUCAAUAAUGACGGAAAUCUACGGCACAACAACGUUAACAUCUGGUCAGUUUUUGUGAACAAUGCGGGUGAGUGGAAACUUGGUGGCUUCGAGUACUUGAGUCCGGAAUUGGAUUUACCUGUGAAAAUCUUGCCUGGUCUAGAGAAGUAUGACCCACCUGAGAAAUCAGAUUUCAGCAAACAAAAACAAAUUACAAAAUGCUCAACAGACAUGUGGGGACUAGGAUGUUUGGUGUGGGAAAUAUACAAUGGACCAUUACCAAAGAAAACAUCUCUUAAAACAAUUGACAAAAUUCCGAAGUCAUUAAGCAGUGUGUACAGUGAGCUAGUAGGAGCUAAUCCCAGUAAUCGACCAAAUCCUGCAGAUGUCAUUACUCGGGGGCGUCGGAAUGGGGGUUUCUUUAAAAACGAACUUGUGGAUGCACUUUUAUUUCUUGAGGAGAUUCAGAUCAAGGAUCGCAAUGAGAAGAACAGAUUUUUCAGUGCAUUGACACCUCAUCUAGAUCACUUUCCUCAGCAUAUUUGCCAACACAAGAUACUGCCACAACUUAUCACAGCAUUUGAAUAUGGAGAUGCUGGUGCUGCUGUUCUGGCUCCUAUGUUCAAGUUGGGCAGAUUGCUGAAUGAGGCAGAGUACCAGCGUAAGAUUGUGCCAUGUGUCGUCAAACUGUUUGGCUCCAACGACCGGGCGACACGAAGUAGAUUACUACAGCAGCUGGAGCAUUUCAUUGAUCACCUACAACCAAGCACUGUGAAUGAUCAGAUCUUCCCUCAGGUGGCCAAUGGUUUCAUGGAUACCAACCCAACCAUUCGAGAACAAACAGUUAAGUCAAUAAUCCAUUUGGCCUCAAAACUGAACUACAAUAAUCUAAACGUGGAGGUUCUUAGGCAUUUCUCCAGACUACAGUCUAAGGAUGAACAAGGAGGAAUUCGAACCAACACCACAGUCUGUUUGGGGAAGAUAGCUCAGCACUUACAUCCUCAAAUAAGACAGAAAGUGUUGAUCUCUGCCUUUAUCCGUGCCAUGAGAGAUCCGUUCCCUCCUGCUCGAAGUGCAGGUGUUUUGGCACUGGCGGCUACCCAACAAUACUUCCUAUUAUCUGAGGUGGCGACCAGGAUCCUGCCUGCACUUUGCCAUCACACCACUGAUCCUGAGAAGACUGUAAGGGAUAACGUGUUCCGCACCAUCAAGGGCUUCCUGGGCAAACUGGAGAAGGUGUCAGAGGAUCCAGCUCUCCGCGAGUCCAUGGAGGCAGAUGUGCAUGCCGCUACCCCCAGCCUGUCCAACGCUGCUGCAACUUGGGCUGGCUGGGCAGUCACUGCUGUCACAGCCAAGUUUUAUCGUAGCCAGUCCGAUACAGUCAAGUCCAGUCCUCAUUCCACUAAACUACUAGCUAACAAACCUGCAUCUCUUGAACAGCCGAGCAGCAGCAGCAUCUCUACUACCACCUCCAGUGUGACCUCAAUGACAUCUCUGGAGCAAGACAAGGGAGGCGAGAGUGUUUCAGACUAUGAUGACCAUUGGGAUUCAGACAACUGGGGAGAUAUGGAGGCCGGCAAGCCAAACUCAACAAUGGAAGUUAGAGGCACAGAUGGUUGGGACACAGAGGAGUGGGGCAGCCUAGAAGAGGAACCUGAGUCCGAACAGAUUGCUGAGUCGUGGUCAACAGAUUUCGUCCCUGGAAGCGAGAUCUCGAGAGAUCCUAGCAGCAGCAACUUGUCAGAACCAAACUCUCAUGACCAUUCUGCAUCUGGAAGACUUGUACAGGCUAAGAGUGAAAUAGGUUCUGAAUUAUCAUCAGAAGAAAAUCGACUAAAGCGAGAAGAGAAAAAGAUUCAGAGGCAGAAAGAGCUGGAAGCUAGAAGAGUUCAGCGACAGACAGCUGGGCCUAUGAAACUUGGUGCAAGAAAAACGUAAUUAGUUACCAUGAUGAUGAUGGUUUUCUUAGAGUCAUAUGGAAUGAUCUGACAAAAUCAGACAGAAGCCUUAUCAGAGCUUGUUUCUUAUAAUGUUUAUGAAAAGAAUAUGUAUUUUGUUGUAAAGUAUAUCAUAAAAAAAUGAAGCGAUUUCCUCAUAAAUUACCAACCACAUGAGUGAAAUAUUUUGGAAACCAAUAUCAUUAUUCAUCGUCCGAUAGAAAGUAAACAAGUUGUUGUUUUUGUAAACAUUGCCGUUUAUUAAAACUUUGGGUGCUAGAGUUGAAAUACAUAGCAUUAUAGAACACAGGCCCUGUAUGGUGGUUUUCAAAAAAUCAUCACUCACAAACUGUAUUUAGAAUAAUAAAUAUAGCAUAAAUAAAUAUAAUUGCUGGAAUUCCUUUCAUUUCUUUCUAGUGCUUAAAAAAUGCGAAACUGUAUAAAAAGAUUAAGUUAAUAUUUAAACUAAUAAGUGACACCGUAACUGAUAUUAGGUGAUACAUUACAUAAUGCUACUGUCAUCUUUUAAAAAUUAUGUGAAUCAUGUUUUAUAUCAAACAAAGAAAUUCAAAUUAAUUUUUGAAAUAAAAAAGUAUUUUUACAGCAUC